Molecule: messenger RNA, 509 nt
Organism: Fusarium redolens
Lineage: Eukaryota; Fungi; Ascomycota; Sordariomycetes; Hypocreales; Nectriaceae
Exons: 2
Coding region: 64-369 (101 amino acids)
Source: RefSeq, a predicted model, not a curated record
CUACUGGCCAAUACCAGGUCACUUACAUUCCACCUCAAAGCUAAAGAUAAAAGCAUCGUCUUCAUGACAACAAGCAUUUACAGUGAGGCUGCAGCCUUGCAGACCUUAAUAGAGGCGAACCUGCGGGUGUUAUACCCAAUGCACCAAAUGGAGGUCGUGACAUACAAGGACGGCGACGGUCAGAUCUACGCAUGCGUAGUUGGGGUGCCGAGUCAUCGUGAGUGGUACGUGGGAGAGCUCGAGAUUCUGCACAAGGGCGAGCCUGGAAACCCGCCAUGGGGUUUCCAGCACUCGUUGGAGAGUGUUUUCCGUGAAAUUCAGGAGUUAUUGGGGGCUCAACUACAGAGACAAGAUCGCCGGAGGAGUUGAACCUUGACUAUUAUAUUAUAUUCCUGAUAGGUUAUUGUGGAAAUGUAUAUGUACUCCGCGGUGUUAGCUUGCUCCCAGUGUAGGUAUGCUCCCUCCAUGUGAUUUUCAAUACAAGAUAAGACAGCUCAAUUACGAAAUCA